This is a messenger RNA of Dromiciops gliroides (monito del monte), 7392 nucleotides long. It is a transcript of the gene FRMPD4, whose product is annotated as FERM and PDZ domain containing 4. The transcript has 17 exons. NCBI's taxonomy places the organism in Eukaryota, Metazoa, Chordata, Mammalia, Microbiotheria, Microbiotheriidae. The record is from RefSeq and is a predicted model, not a curated record. Gene Ontology annotation, molecular function: protein binding. The coding region runs from base 870 to 6053 and encodes 1727 amino acids. Gene Ontology annotation, cellular component: cytoskeleton.
AUGCAGAGUAUGUUUCAGCAUGAGGCAUUCUCCUCAUGUUUCACAUAAAUGCAUCCUGUUCUCAUGAGAGGAUGAGCAGUACAUUUGCACUGGCUCAUUCAAAUUGAAUGUGGGUAAAAGGAGAGUCUUGAACAAACAGAGAACAGUCUGGCAUUUUUAAGACAGGAGAAAGGUUAAGCUGUCUGCUGCUCACACGGCUGUUUAUUGGAUGUUUAUUUGCUGGCUCUGGUGUGCACUGAAGGUAGAUUUCAAAGCGUCAUUGAUACAGUUACAGAUUUGAUGAAAAGUAUAGCUCAAAUGCAAUUUUACCAGGAGUGUCUGUAUAGAUAUGUAUUUGCAAUAAAGUUCAGAUCUGUCUGUGGCUUCACCUGUUGUCACUCUCCCUCCUGUGGAUAAUGGAAUUUUGUUGGAAAGCCAAGGAUCCUCUGGAAACAUAGCCUGUGAUGUAUUUUUCUUUUGUACUCUUUUUAAUUUUUUAAAGUCCUGCAAUUUUUAACUUCAGUCUUCCUUGGACAAGAAGAACCAAUGGAAGGAAAGAUCUUCAUUGUCUGGUUUAUUGCAAUUAUUGACACAAACGGAGGAAGGUUCUAACUCUCCUUGUAGAGACAUGGUUUGUAGGAUAAAGAAGCUGUGUAGAGCAAUGAACCUGAACUUGACCAGUUCAUUUAUACUGCAUUGAGUGAUUACAUGGAGUGGAGUCAGGUGCCUCUUUUGGGAAAGUGCCGGCAUCAUCUUGCAUCUUUACAGGAUGUCUCAGAAAGGACCCUUCAUUGAACCCAAUAAUUAAAAGCCACAGAACCAAGGCUUCAGGCUGGCCACCUCCCUCAGGAACCUGGAGUUUGAACCAGGUGCCAACUUAUGGAUGGGAGAUGACGGCAAACAGAGAUGGAAGAGAUUACUUCAUCGAUCACAUGACACAAGGGGUCCCAUUUGAAGACCCUAGAUUUGAGAGCUGCCAAAUCAUCCCUCCUGCUCCUCGACAAGUUGAGAUGAGGAGGGACCCUGUGCUGGGAUUUGGAUUUGUGGCAGGGAGUGAGAAGCCAGUGGUUGUCCGCUCAGUAACACCAGGUGGCCCCUCAGAAGGAAAACUUAUCCCAGGAGAUCAGAUCGUAAUGAUUAAUGAUGAGCCGGUCAGCACCGCUCCGAGGGAAAGAGUCAUUGACCUUGUCAGAAACUGCAAAGAAUCGAUCCUCCUCACUGUCAUUCAACCUUACCCUUCUCCCAAGUCAGCAUUUAUUAGUGCUGCAAAAAAGGCAAGGUUGAAGUCCAAUCCUGUUAAAGUACGUUUCUCAGAGGAGGUCAUCAUCAAUGGCCAGGUUUCGGAAACAGUAAAGGACAAUUCACUUCUUUUCAUGCCAAAUGUUCUGAAGGUCUACUUGGAAAAUGGGCAAACCAAGUCAUUCCGUUUUGACUGCAGUACUUCAAUAAAGGAUGUCAUCUUAACUCUUCAAGAAAAACUUUCUAUCAAGUGUAUUGAACACUUUUCCCUGAUGCUGGAACAGAGGACAGAAGGAGCUAUAACCAGACUUCUCUUGCUACAUGAACAGGAGACUCUUACUCAGGUGACACAGAGACCCAGCUCCCAUAAGAUGAGAUGUCUUUUCCGAAUUAGUUUUGUCCCAAAGGAUCCCAUUGACCUUUUGAGAAGAGAUCCAGUUGCUUUCGAGUAUCUAUAUGUGCAGAGCUGUAACGAUGUGGUACAGGAAAGAUUUGGGCCAGAGCUGAAAUAUGACAUCGCCCUGCGUCUGGCAGCAUUACAGAUGUACAUUGCCACCGUCACCACCAAGCAAACCCAAAAGAUUUCCCUCAAAUACAUUGAAAAAGAAUGGGGAUUAGAGACUUUUCUUCCAUCUGCUGUGCUGCAAAGCAUGAAAGAAAAGAACAUAAAGAAAGCACUUUCCCACCUUGUCAAAGCAAAUCAAAACCUAGUACCGCCGGGGAAAAAGCUGUCGGCUUUGCAAGCCAAGGUCCAUUAUCUCAAGUUCCUCAGUGAUCUUCGAUUAUACGGGGGACGCGUGUUCAAGGCAACAUUAGUGCAGGCAGAAAAGCGCUCAGAAGUGACUUUGCUAGUUGGACCCAGGUAUGGAAUAAGUCAUGUGAUAAACACCAAAACCAACUUGGUGGCUCUUUUGGCUGAUUUCAGCCACGUCAACAGGAUUGAGAUGUUUACAGAAGAUGAAGGCUCUAUUCGGGUGGAACUCCAUGUGCUGGAUGUGAAACCUAUUAUUUUGCUAAUGGAACCAUCAGAUGCCAUGAACCUUGCCUGUUUAACAGCUGGUUAUUAUAGGCUACUAGUAGAUUCCAGACGGUCAAUAUUUAACAUGGCCAACAAGAAGAAUACAGGAAACAGAGAAACAGGUCAUGAAACUAAAGGAAAGCAGAACCUCCUGAGCUCUGACUGGAACUGUGUACCGCAAAUGACCACUUUCAUUGCCGAUGGGGAACAAGAGCCACAAAUAACAUACAUAGACUCCAAACAUAAAAACGUCGAUAUUGCCGAUGAUACCUUAUGUCCAAAAGACCACAGGCAUCUGUACAUAGAAAAUACCUAUAAUUCAGAUGACCUCGAUCACCACCUGACCAAACAAGGUGACUCCACCUGUGAAGUGGAAAGCAGAGGCCUUGGUCAGCCAUCACUGCUGUCCUUUUCGGGCCUCGAGACAAGUAAAAAAGCCCAGGAUUCUCCCAGGAAUGCUAAAGUAUCCUUUAUUUUUGGAGAGCUUGCCUUGGAUGAUAUUAACCCCAAAAACCUUGGUUAUGAAAGACUAUUAGAUGAGAGUCCAGAAAUGCUAGAAAAACAAAGAGCCCUUUACAUGAGCAACGCCAAUGAUAUUAAAGGCUUGGAUUUCUCUCCAGAUGCUGAAAGCAUACAGUUUGUGACAAACUCUGUUUACGCAAACAUCAGCGACACGAAGAACUUUGAAGCGGCCCAAGGCAUUGAAGAGCCUUUGCUGCAUGAGAUCUGUUAUGCGGAAAACACAGAUGAUGCUGAGGAUGAAGAUGAAGUGAGCUGUGAGGAAGAUCUCGUGGUCGGAGAAAUAAAUCAGCCCGCCAUUCUCAACCUGUCUGGGUCCAGUGAUGACAUCAUCGACCUCACCUCCCUUCCUCCUCCUGAGGGGGAUGACAAUGAGGAUGACUUCUUGUUACACUCCCUGAACAUGGCCAUUGCUGCUCCUCCACCUGGCUUCAGGGACAGCUCCGAUGAAGAGGACUCCCAGCACCAAACGAGCCAGUUUAGGGAGGACAAGGAACAGGCCGGCAGCCUGCAAAAUGAUGAAAUUCCUGUGUCCCUCAUUGAUGCCGUCCCUACCGACUCUGAAGGAAAGUGUGAAAAGGGGCUAGAUGAUGCUGUAGUCACCACCCUGCAGGCCUUAGAGGCUUUAGCAGCAUCAGAGGAACAGCAGACAAAUGACAAUUCAGGUGUAGCAAUCUUGCGAGCUUAUAGCCCUGAGUCUUCCUCAGAUUCAGGUAAUGAAACUAAUUCUUCGGAAAUGACAGAGAGUUCUGAACUGGCCACAGCACAGAAGCAGUCAGAAAACUCCACCCGAAUGUUCUUGGCCACUAGUGAAGGCUACCAUCCCCUUGUAGAAGAACAAACGGAAUUCCCCAUCUCCAAAACCCCCUCAGGAGGCUUGCCCAUGAAGUCCUCCCAGGCCCUGGCUGCUCGAUCAGCAGCCGAGCUACAAUCCAAAGUCGUGCCUUCGAAGCAGAUUCUUCCCUCCGAUAACAUGGAGAUGGAACCGGAAACCAUGGAGACCAAGUCGGUCACAGACUAUUUCAGCAAAUUGCACAUGGGGUCGGUGGUGUAUUCUUGUACCAGCAAAAGGAAAGGCAAGCUGGCUGAUGGGGAAGGAAAAAUAGCCCCUGAAGGGGCAGUGACAGGAAAAAAGCAGCAGGGACUUAAAAAAGCAGAGAUGGAGGAAAAUGCCAAAGGGAAAUUUGGUACGCUGGCAUCACGAGACAGUCCACGACUAAGCACUUUUAACCUGGAGAGGACUGCCUUUCGUAAGGACAGCCAAAGAUGGUAUGCGGCUGCUGAUGGUGGAGCAGCUGAAAAAUCUGGACCAGAGGUGGGGACUGGGAAGGCCUUUCAAAGAGUGUCUGGCCUUGGGACGAUGGAAACGGAGUGUAAGGAUGAAGGCAAUCCUGAGGGAGAUAAUAGUGCUGCUCCUGGACUUGGCCAAGCUGAAAGUUUUCUGCCUGACAUGACUUGUGUGUCCUCAGCCAAAGACGUCAACCAUCAUGAGGAUGUCGAUCUGUCUGCUGAUGACCAUCCUUCCAAGCUUCCUGAAGCUGAGCAGGGUGUGGCUCGCCUUUGUGACUAUCACUUGGCCAAGCGGAUGUCAUCUUUGCAAAGUGAAGGACAUUUUUCUCUGCAAAGCUCCCAGUGCUCUUCGGUGGAUGCUGGGUGUAGCACAGGGAGCAGUAGUACCUGCCCUACACCUGUGGAAUCUCCCCUCUGCACCUCGGAUGGGAAGCACAUUAUCUCUGAUGCCUCAGGGAAGGGUAUGAGUUACAUUCCGGCAGAUGAGAGACCUGCUGGGCUUCCCAAUCCCGGGGCUACUUUUAAGGAACUGCACCAACAGACUGAUCCUAUGUGUCACCGGAUGACAGUGCCUGUUAUGCAUACAGCUGUUAAUGCUGAGCCAUUGUUUGGCACUUUGAGAGAUGGAUGUCAUCGGCUCCCCAAGAUUAAAGAAACCACAGCUUUCACAGAGCCUGGGAAGGGAAGACGAGGAGGCAUGUCUUCAGCUUUUUCUCAACAUCCUAAAGCUGAUUCCAUCAUGCUAUCAUCCAACAUUCACUCUGAAUCAAAGGUGCCAAGUCCAAAUCAAGACCCUAAUGAUUUUCCCAAAGCGAACCAGGCCUACGGAGUGGCGAUGAGUUUGUGGCCAUGUGAGCUGAGGGGAGGUAGCCUCCGAACGCCACAGAACAGAAGGGUUCUGAGACGUAGCAGCAGUGUCAUUUCGGGAUCCCCGGGCGUGGACACCUAUCUGGAGAGGAAGAAGGCUGCCGCCGCCAGCUUGAAAUGUUCUGGUAUCCCAGAAGCAGCUGAGUCCAAAUCGGAAAAAAGGGUUGAAAUUCCCCUAGGCAAAAAGUUAACCAAAAGUUACUCACAAAAUUCCAUGAACUUAGGCCCUGAAGGGAAAGAGAAGAGGAAAUCUUCAGGGACCCACAAGGACUCCAAGCUCUAUAGAACUUUACCUUUGCGGAAGCUGGAGGCCAGCAACUGGAGAUGCCGGGGGCCCUUUAGUCAUUGCUUCCUGAACAGAGGGCAAGAGGAGGAUGGGGAUGAGGAGGAAGAAAACAGCGAGGCUCGUCGCCGAGUCUCCUGCCUCUAUCAACCUGAAAUGUCCCGUGAACUACCAGAAGCAGCCAGCCCGCCCUUCCCUGCUGAAAUCCAGAAGAAGGCGAUGGUGGUGGGGGAGAUCUCCAAAGUUCUCCCGGGCGGUGCGCAAGCCCCCGGCAGUCCGACCUCGGACUUGAACUUGAACCCCUGCGAGCUGGCUUUCGAGGGGCGCAUUGCCAGGAUCAACACCCUGAAAGAGAGCAAGUACGCGAUGCCCAGCGGAUUCAUCGCUGCCCAAAACGAUGCCAACGAGCUGCUCUGCCUGGUCCGGUCCUGUGCCGGGAAGAGAGAGGAAUCGUCGCCCCGGGCAACCAAGCACGACCUGAAGCUCUCCCAGUACAAGCAGCUGUUAGCCAUAGAGUCCAGACAUCUGGGAAGUGCCUGCAGGAAAAUGGCUGUGGCCGACAAGAGCCCCGAGGAGAUGCUGGCGGCCGUGACCUCCAGCUUCCAAGUGCUCUGCUGCCUGACCGAGGCCUGCCUCCGGCUGGUCAAGGUCGUGAGCUCCGAGGCACAGCGGCAGGAGAUCGUGGACAAGAUCGACGAGGUGGUCAUCAAUUACAUCUGCCUCCUGAGGGCCGCCGAGGUAGCCACCGGGAAGACGUCCGGGGACCCCAGCUUGCGACUCUUGGCCCGACACUCAACCACCAUGGCCGCCAUUGUAAGCACACUAACACGAUCUCUGAAGAUGCUUUUAAAUAAAUAAGUCGGAAGAAAAGGUGUGAAAGUCACUUCAUGAGCGACCUUUGCAAAGCCAUACAUAAACUUUUAUUUACUCUCUCUGUACUGACUAUGAACAAACAAGAUGUUCUCUCUCCUCUCCUCUGUAUAUUUUGUUAUUUUAUAUAAAAAUAGGUAUGAAAAUCAAAAGUCACAUUACUGAAUAGCGAACAAGUUACUAAUCAGAUGUAUUCUGUUUGUAGAUUUCUCUCUAUAUAUAUGUAAAAGAAGUAUAUGAAGAGGGUGGUGACUUCGGCUAUUUUUCAUAUAGUCUAAACAGGUCUAGGAUGUGAAAUUUUAAAUACUGCAGUGUCAGAAGAAGAAAAAAAAUGUACCUUCCCCCACCCCUUCUAAGUUUAUCCUUGGGAGCCACAACAUUCAUAUUUAGAAGCAAGAAAUUGAAUCAUAAUGUAUAUAAAACAGCAGUUAAUGUUUUAAAAUUAUAAUUUUUAAGCAUUGGAAAUAACAAAAAAAGACAUUUAAAAACCCAAAAAGCUAUUAUAAAUUAUUAGAAAAUAUAUAUAAUAAAUUGAUUUUUGUUCAUAUUGCCUGGUUACUUGUGUAUUUUCUAAGCACUAAGGUUUCUCGGGAAAGGAUAUUUUAUUUUUUUGUGUGGGGCAAAAAGGGUUAAGUGACUUGCCCAGGGUCACAUAGCUAGUAAGUGUCAAGUGUCUGAGGCCACAUUUGAACUCAGGUUGUCCUGAAUCUAGGGCCAAUGCUUUAUCCACUAAGCCACCUAGCUGCCCCUGGGAAAGGAUGUUAUUGAUGUCUUCCAGUCUUUCUAAUAGAAAACUCCAUGGGGUAACGAUGGCCAGAUGAAUAGGAACUGGGUGUAAUUUCUCAAAUAUUAAUUGGAAAGGGAAGGAAAAAGGAUGGGAAGAAGGAAAAAAUUGUUUCUACUCUGUUAAUUCAUUUUUCUCAUGCUGUUUACAAAUGGCAUCUCAGAAGUGAAGACAGGUAGAUUAUUGGAUAAUCUAUGGAAGCUGCCCCUAAUUCUAAACAUGGAUUUUGAGAUGAUCUGAUUGUAGAGAACAAGAGGACCAACUUUACAAAAAUUGAAUUAUUUGACUGGGGGGAAAAGGUCUACUUGUACAAAAUGUCAAAACAUAUGCCUUAAAAACUUAGUUGUUUUGUUUCCACCUCAAUUGGUGUGCUUUUUCUUAGAGAGAAACACUUCCAGAGAUAGCAAAAAGCAUGAGUAGAAAUCAAUUAGUGAUUAUUAAGAGUAAAUGCAGGGACAUCUAGGUGGUACAGUGGUUAGAGCACCAACCCUGGAGUCAGGAGGACCUGAGUUCAAAUUUAGCUUCAGAUACUUGACACUUAUU